Molecule: messenger RNA, 2239 nt
Organism: Neofelis nebulosa (Clouded leopard)
Lineage: Eukaryota; Metazoa; Chordata; Mammalia; Carnivora; Felidae
Exons: 2
Coding region: 1187-2239 (350 amino acids)
Molecular function (GO): nucleic acid binding; RNA-DNA hybrid ribonuclease activity
Source: RefSeq, a predicted model, not a curated record
UCAAGCUCCCAUAAUAGUGGAACUUAAGGCAUCCGCACUUCCAGUAAGACUAAAACAAUAUCCCAUGUCCCGGGAGGCUAGGCGGGGAAUCGCUAUUCACAUCAAGCGUUUGCGCGACUCUGGCAUUUUGAUCCCAUGCAAGUCGCCAUGGAAUACUCCGCUUCUUCCUGUCUGGAAGCCUAAUUCAUCCGAUUUCCGGCCAGUUCAAGACCUAAGAGCAGUAAACGCCAGGGUAAUGGACAUUCAUCCCACUGUACCCAACCCUUAUACUCUCCUUAGUCUGCUUCCCCCUUCUCAGGUGUAUUAUAUACAGUUCUGGACUUAAAAGAUGCCUUCUUUGCCAUCCCGCUGGCCCCACAAAGCCAGCCACUAUUUGCAUUUGAAUGGACUGAUCCUGAAGAGGGAAAAGCCGGACAGCUCACCUGGACGCGACUCCCCCAGGGAUUUAAAAAUUCUUCUACUCUUUUUAAUGAAGCCCUGCACCAAGAUUUAGAGCCAUUUCGGAUUUCCAACCCACAGGUAACUCUAUUGCAAUAUGUUAAUGAUAUCUUGCUGGUGGCCCCUUCUCAUUUAGAAUGCCUGAAUGCCACCAAAGGACUCUUGAGUCUUCUACAAAAACUGGGGUACCGAGUGUCAGCCAGAAAAGCACAGGUCUGUCGUACUGCAGUGACCUAUCUAGGUUACAACCUUAAAAAAGGUAAGCGCUACCUUGGUGAACAAAGAAUUCGGGCCAUACUCGAUAUUCCUCUGCCUAAAACUCACAAACAAGUCCGCGAGUUCCUUGGGGCGGCAGGCUACUGCAGACUAUGGAUACCUGGCUUUGCUGAACUGGCAGCCCCUUUGUAUGCCACCCUCAAAGGGUCUCCAGAAUCCUUCAUGUGGGGAGAGACUCAAACCAAAGCCUUCCAAGCCUUAUGAGAUGCUCUCAUGACCCCACCAGCCUUGGCCCUGCCAGAUCCCACCAAGCCAUUCCAUUUGUUUGUAGCCAAAAAAGGGGGGGUAGCCAAGGGAGUUCUGACACAGCGCCUAGGACCUUGGCGCCGACCAGUGGCUUAUUUAUCAAAACGGCUGGAUCCAGUUGUUUCCGUGUGGCCCCCAUGCAUUCGACAAAUUGCUGCCACUGCGCUUCUAGUUAAAGAUGCAGACAAACUAACCUUAGGGCAAGCAUUGUCUGUCACGGGGCCCCAUGAAGUGGAAACUUUACUGCGGGCUCCCCCCAGAGCGAUGGCUGUCAAAUGCUCGGAUUACCCAAUAUCAAGCAUUGCUACUUGACCAGCCCCGAAUACGUUUUUGUGCUCCCACAACCUUAAACCCAGCCACUUUGCUGCCUGAAGGACAGAAUCCCCCUUUACACUCUUGCCCAGAAACCUUGGCAACGAUCUCGUCCCUCCGCUCUGAUCUUACGGACAUUCCUUUACAUGACCCUGAUAUCAGCAUGUUUUCAGACGGCAGUAGUUUUGUGUUUCAAGGGCAAAGGUAUGCCGGUGCUGCGGUGACGACAGACCGUGAAGUUUUAUGGCAACAGACCCUUCCCCCAGGAACUUCAGCCCAACGCGCAGAGCUCAUCGCACUAACAAAAGCCCUAAAACUUGGAAGAAACAAGUCAGUUAACAUUUAUACGGACAGCCGCUAUGCUUUUGCAACCGUGUAUGUACACGGAUCCAUUUAUCAAGAGCGUGGUCUCCUCACAGCAGAAGGCAAGGCCAUCAAAAAUAAAGCUGAAAUUUUAGAUCUUCUAGCAGCCAUCUGGGAACCUGCGAGGCUGGCAAUCAUUCACUGCCCGGGACAUCAAAAAGGCAACUCCCUAGAGGCAGUCGGAAACUGCCUGGCUGAUGCAGCAGCCCGAGAAGCUGCCCUAACUAAAAGUGAAAGUGCCUUGGAGCUACCGAUCUUGACAGAGCCCCUGCUUCCACUGGAGCCCAGUUACACUCCUAAAGAUUUGGAGUGGAUUUCCAGAAAAGGGGGAAGUAGGAUGCCGGGACAAAAGUGGUUUCAGGAUCCUGAAGGAGACUUAGUCUGGGUCAAAAGGCACGAGCCUAAAACCCUGGAGCCGUGCUGGAAAGGACCACACACCGUGAUUCUGACUACACCCACGGCCGUGAAGGUAGAUGGUGUCCGAACCUGGAUUCAUCACUCUCAGGUUAAGAAAAACUGCUUGAAGGCGGGAACAACCAGACUGAUGCAGAACCAGAUAACAAAGAGCAAUGGAAGGUUCAAAGGCAUCCAGAAGAUCCUUUAA